CCACCAUCACCCAGAGCUCCCAGCAGUUCCUGCAUAGGCAAGGGUUACAGGCACAAACAAAAUAGCGUGACUGUCAUCUGUAAACAAUUACACACUUCGCCUGCGCUUGUAACAUUUUCUCAACCGGAAACUUGAGAUAAUGGCAUAAGAGGGACAUGGCUCUUGUGGGUGUACCUGCUCUCCUAAAGUUGGCAGCUUUUUCCCUGCUGCUAAUCUUGCCCUCAUGCCUAUGUGCAUGUCCGAGGUCCUGCAGUUGCCCCAACCCAAAGGAGGUCCACUGUACCUUCCGUCACCUCCCCUCUGCCCCACGCAACAUACCUAAAGAUACAGAAAGGCUCAACCUAGGCUAUAACAGCAUUGGAAAUAUUCGGUCUUCAGAUUUUGCAAAUCUGCACCAACUGGAAAUGCUUAUGCUUCAUGGAAAUGACAUUGCCUCUGUGUCUUCAGGAUCCUUUUACCAUCUCCGUUCCCUUCAGAUACUUAAGUUAAGCUACAACAAACUGAAAAGAGUUGACCCAAGCUUGUUUGAGGGCCUGACUAGUCUCGUACGACUGCACUUAGACCACAACCUCAUUGACUUUAUUGAGCCAUUUUCCUUUAAUGGACUCACCUCAUUAAAGCUACUGCAACUAGAGGCGAACCGAUUACGAGACCUCCACCCACACACAUUUAUUACAGUGUCAGUUCUGGGCACAUUUUGGACCUCAGGUCUCCGGCACCUGCAUCUGGCAGACAACCAACUGGAAUGCCUGCUGCCUGGUACUCUGCAACACUUCAGCAAGCUGGAGGUUCUUUCCCUACACGGAAAUCCAUGGACCUGUGACUGCCACUUACAGGGGCUUUUGGAGUGGGACAAAAACCACGAAGGAGUUAUCAAGUGUAAAAAGGACAGUGAAUCUGCAGAUAGUGGCAGCUGUGCUGUAUGUGCCUCACCACAGUCCCUGAACAAUAGUCAGAUCUUCCAGCUUUCGACCAACCAGCUCACCUGUGACCGACCCUCCCUCCAGUCUCCACUGAAAAUAGGGGAAAGCAGCGUCUGGGAAGACCCGGAGCCAGAUGCCCCGUACAUUAAGGACCUAGAACGUCCUCUAGGCCACCUGACCUUCAUUCUCUCUGACAGCCAUGGAAAUCAGGCCCAUGUGGCUUGUGAUGUAACACGUCCAGUUGAAGGGACCACUAUGAUGUGGGAGCCAGUCAAAGGAACAGAUGAGAUUGUUGUCAAUGUGACACUGCUGACCCUCCUGGAGUGUGAGAUUGACCGGGAUGCUUUACAGAACCUGUGGAGGUUGGUUGCCUACUACUACGAGAGCCCUGCUAUUUUGGAGCGAGGAACCAGACUUGGGAAUUCUUCAAAGGUUACUUUUCAGUACUCUCAAGCUAUAAAUGAGGACUCACCAUAUUUUACAGAGCUCAAAGGACACUUAAUGGCUGAACCUGUUUGGCUUUUACAACCAAGGGUCACCCUUCAGCUUAACAGGCGCAAAACCACAACCAAAAAACUGGUGAUGAACUUUUCCACAUUUGUAUCCAAGCACAGUAUUGGAAGAGGGGAUGAGGAAGAUAAGACUUCCCCCUGGGCUAUCAUACAAAGAGGAGCCCCAGGGAGAAUUCAAACAGUACUAGAGCAUUCCGAGGUCAGUCUGGACUGUAGCGUGCUCAGCUCAGGGCAUCAACCUGCGGAGUGGAUGCUUCCAGACUUAACGACUUUGGAUCAAACAGACUCCCAUAAAGCAACAAUGGAAAAUAAUAGAUUGGUUAUAAAAAACGCCAGCAUAGCAGACUCAGGGCUUUAUCAUUGCUUUGUGAGAACAGAAAAUAAUGUGGACAUUGUGUCUUAUAGACUCACAGUCAGGAUGGGCCUUCUGAGUCCUAGUGAUUUUAAUGGAAAGAAGAUGUCAAUAGAAAAUGGGGACAUUCUUUAUCUUCCUUGUUUAGUAACUUCUACGGAGCCAGUAGAGACUAGAUGGUACUUGCCAAACCAUCAGGUUCUCAAAGCAUCGGGCAUGAAUGGAAGGGUUUAUGUAUCACAAAACAACACAUUAAUAAUCCAAAAAGUGACUUAUGAGGAUGCCGGAGAGUACAGUUGUUUGGCAGCCAACCUUUAUGGUGCAGACAUGCUGUCUCAUCUAGUUGUUGUAACCAGUGAAAAGGAAGUGCAAAGAAGUAUUACAAUGUCUGACCGUGAAUUACCACUCUUUGGCAUUGAGGACAACGAAGGGUCGGGAUUUGAAGAAAUCAAACGACCAUCUCCUAAAUUUACACCUCAAAGGGUGGACGGAAAACUCAGAAGUGAUGUUUUCCGACAAAAUGCAAAAGAGAAGAAAAUCAAAGAAAGUGUGAGGAAACCUAACAACUCUGUCAAAGAGGUUGACCCAAGUCGCUUGGAACAGAUUCUUGCUAAAAGUAAUAGAGUCUCAAUCAUGCCACCAACACCAGGUACAACACAUUCAGAAAUGAUAAGCACAUUAAAAAUAGUGACAGACACAACAAUGAUUAUAGGCGCCACUACUUUGUUAGAGGAUGUAAAUGAAGAAACUAAAACAGAUGUUGAAGUUAGCGGUGCCAGCACAAGUUCAAGUGUGCAAAAUUUAAAUGUGACACAGCUGGAACUGCCGCCACUCAGUGAGCAUAUAAAACAGAAUACACAGGAAUCAAAACAAAAGUCAAGUGAUUCUAACAUUUCAGAUUUUACCUUAGAACACAUAGCCUCAACAACGGUACCUGAACAUGAAACCAAGUUGGGAAAACACACAAUAGAGGAUAAAAUAAGGGGUAACAAUAAUUCUAGGCGGAGAUUCCCAUAUAGACAUCGUAGGCCUCCAUUACGUAGGUUACGUCCUAAAAGACCAAAUUUCACCCCAGUUCCCACUUCUGUAGUCCCAUUGACUCUAUUCUCAAAGAAAAGUCCGGUGAUGAGCACUGACUCUUAUUCUUUAAAUUCUUUAACCCAAAACAAAGAAACCACAGCUUUAAUGACUUUAGUAGUUUCUGUUCCACAUGAGCAACUUACUGCAAGCUUGGCUUUGCCAGUCACAGAAUAUCCUCUAAAAGUAGCCAAAACAACAUUGAGAAAAGAGGACAGAAUAAAUAGAUUUGAUGGCAAGACGAAACACCGCAUAUCAGGUCAACACAUAAUCACGACAGCUCUGGAUGAAACUGAAGAAGUUUCCAAUACACUUGCCCCACUACCAAAAAUAAGGAAUGAAAUUGACAACCGAGAAAUCAUUUUAAAAAGUAAGAGCAAGACACUUGAAGAUAAGACAAAGCAGAUAACAGCAACCACAAUUCCUAAAGUUCUAAGCAGCAACAUCAAUCCUCCACCAACAACACAAAGAGCCCAUGUGACUGAGAAACCAACCUUAACUAAAAUAGAAAGACAGAGAGUUUAUAGCUGGGGAAUACAACCUGAGAGGCAAGAUGUGCCUAUCCACCCCUGGCUUAUACCAAAGAAUACACCAAAAAACAUCUCAGUCACUCAGUGGCCUCAAUUCUUGGCCAACAACCAUGGCAUUCCAGUCUGGCCCACAGUUCCUACAUCAAGACACCUUCCUUCCCAAAACAAAGCUUGGUAUUUUCAACAUACAGGGGACAGGGGUAGAGGGGUCACUAAUCAACCUCAAAUCACUGCUCAGACCGUAAUACCCACAACUUUGGGGGUAAAGACAGCUUCCUUUGCAAGGACCAUAGCUCCACAUGUCAGCUCCCUGUCUCGUGUACGAGACCACUCACUCUUCAACAGGCUCAGAAACAGAUACAGACAAUCACAACUUAAUGCAUAUAGACUGGCCCAGCUGGGAAAGUUUGUUACCUCUAAACCAAAGACAUAUCACUCCACCCCUCAGCCUUACCAAGCACAAAAUUUCCCAAGUAUCUACAAGCCUGUGACUCCGGAACCUGUCUUGGAAUAUACAAACAAACCCCCCACCACAGCUAAUGUGCCAUUUGGAGGCCGAUGGCACUACAGUCAUUUUGGAGCAAAGAAACUGAGCACUGCUAUUCCUUUUCCAAACUUGAUGGAAAAGGGCAUCAAACCCAGUAUCACAACUGAAUCUGUCACUGUAUCUGCUCUAGCAGAAGCAGAUGUGCACCUGUCCUGUAAAUCAUCUGGGGACCCAAAACCUGUUGUAUCAUGGACCAAAGUUUCUACAGGUGCAACCAUUCAGGCCAAUACAAAACAUGGACAAAGAUUUGAAGUCCUUCCAGAUGGAACUUUUAGGAUAAAGAAUGUCCAGUUGCAAGACAGAGGCCAAUACCUCUGCACAGCACAAAACAAAUUUGGUUCUGACCGUAUGGUAGUUACACUUGUUGUGCAAACUCAACCUCCAAAAAUCAUGAGUUUAAAGCCCAGAGAUGUGUCUGUUUAUUUGGGAAAAACAGUCAGCUUGGACUGUUUUGCUGUUGGUAAACCUGAAGCUCAGAUCUCAUGGAUACUUCCAGAUAAGACAUUUGUGCGAGAUGUUGGUACCCAUGACCAAAGAGUAUACCUUUUCCCAAAUGGAACGUUGAGUGUUUACUCAGCAAAUUUUUCCAGUAACGGUGAUUAUAAGUGUAUUGCCAGCAAUGCAGCAGGGGCUGAUACACUAACAUACCACAUUCAUGUCACAGUUCUACCACCGACAAUUGCAGAGAUUGCAUCUGAGAGUAUAUCUAUGAAUGUUGGCAGAAGCAUAUAUACACAUUGCACUGCUAAAGGAGAGCCAUCCCCUCUCAUUAAGUGGAUUCUCCCUGAUGGAUCACAAUUGAAGGGCACACAGUUCAUUGGAAGGCGGUUAUUUAUUUUCCCAAAUGGAACACUUUUUAUAAAGAAUGCCAGUCCCGUUGAUUCAGGGAGGUAUGAGUGUGUAGCUACCAACCCAGUGGGCUUUGCUAAAAGAAUGGUGAAGAUGGACAUAAGGCAAGAGGAUCCAGAUCCUUUGAAAGGCUUUUUUCAGCAACACAGUGUUACAGCAACCUAUGGAUCAAUAGUUUAUUUGCACUGUCCGGUGUCCACAGGCUCCUACAGAGGCACAGUAUGGAGACUGCCGUCUAAAAUCUUGCUGGAACAUCACUACAGUCCACAAAGACACAUCACUGCUUUCCCCAAUGGCACUUUGAGAAUUCUGAGACUGACUGAGAAAGAUGGCGGCAAUUAUCUGUGCAUGAAUCAAAGACCAAAUGGUGAGGAAAUGGAGCUAUUCCAAGUAGAAGUUCUCAUGAGUCCACCAAAGAUAAAGAACACUGGGGCGCAACAUAAGAGAGUUGCUAAUGGAGACAACUUCCUGGUGGACUGUGUAGCUUCUGGCCUUCCAGACCCUGAGGUAUCAUGGAGCCUCCCAGAUGGCACCAUGAUCAACAAUGCUCUCCAGUCGGAUGACAGUGGAAUCCGUAAUCGGCGCUAUAUCAUCUUUGGCAACGGUACACUUUUGUUGCACCAAAUAGGAAAGAAUGAUGAGGGCAAUUAUACAUGUUAUGCCAAGAACAACCUGGGAGAAGAUGCGAUGAAAGUAAGUGUACAAGUGGUGUCAAACUUACCACAAAUAUCUCCUUAUGAUCAGAUAUCCAUUUUGGGUUCUUUUGGUAAAUCAGUUGAAAUAAAGUGUGAAGCUACAGGUGUGCCACAACCUACAGUCAUCUGGAUCUCACCAAGAAAUGAGAUAAUAACCUCAUCUUUGGUCAAAUAUCAAAUCCUUAAUGAUGGAACUCUAAUAAUAAAAAAACUGACUUUGGCUGACCAGGGAAAGUAUGCCUGUGUGGCACGGAACCCAGCAGGAGAUCACAUAAAGAAUGUGAAGCUUCUUGUUGAGGUUAUAGAGCCGAAAAUCGAUGGACAAAGUGGACGUACAGAGAAGAAAGUUUUAGCUGUGUAUUACCAAACAAUAAUGCUGGACUGUAAAGCUGAGGGUAUGCCUGAGCCAGAAAUUACCUGGAACACACCCUACAGUAUGUCACUGCCCACACCAUAUUUGGGAGGUAGAUUUCAAGUCCACAGAAAUGGCAGUCUUGAGCUGAGGGGCAUUCGAAAAACUGAUGAAGGUCGGUUUUUGUGCAGAGCCAAAAAUAACUUAGGGGAAGCAAGUCUAGCAAUUGACCUGGAACUUGCAUCACUUGCUGAAAAGCCAAGCUUUCUGGUGCCAAACAUUGAGGUUCUUCCUCUCAAACCAAAUGGUGAUGACAUCGUUUUCGAGUGCCGAGCAGCUGGGAAACCAAAGCCAGAGUUUGUUUGGAUUCUACCCAAUGGGACAGCGCUAAACCCAGGCAUGAAACUUCAAAGGUUUACACACUACUUGGGAAAUGGAACUUUACACAUCAUGCGGCCAGUUGUCACCGACAAGGGCGUGUAUCGUUGCCUGGCCAAAAAUAUAGCUGGACAAGCAGAGAAGCGUUAUGCUUUAGAACUUGGACAAAAGCCUCAAAUUAGAAGUGCAGCUACUACUAUGAAGAUUUCAUUUGGACAGACAUUUAACAUGCCAUGCACAGUAGAUGGGUGGCCUCAGGCAGCAAUUACAUGGACUCUUCCAAAUGGCCUGGUCUUGGACAAGCCUCAGGUUUUUGGAAGAGUGACAUAUUUAUCUAAUGGAACACUUCAGGUUAAAGACACUUCGAAAUCUGAUAGAGGAACUUUUACCUGCAAAGCCACAAACACAUUUGGAUCAUCAACAUUGUCAUAUCCAGUGAGUAUUAUGGUGUUUCCACCUCAAAUCACUCAUGCUCCCCCUUCAAUGACAAGAGUUAGAAAGGGGUCUCCUGUGAUUCUAAACUGUAUAGCUGCUGGCAUACCCAAACCAGACAUUUCUUGGACUCUCCCUGGACGUACCACACUAGUACCCAAUAAUCGCUUCACGGGGCAGAAUGGAAUUUACAUGACAGAAGAGGGUAAUUUGGUCAUGCAGGACCCAGGCCUCAUGAACUCAGGGAUUUAUAAAUGUAAUGCCAAAAAUGCCUUGGGAACGGAUUUCAAAGCAACAUACCUUCAAGUGAUAUGAAUCAGAAGUCAUUUUGGUCAUGCACUCUAGCUUCACAUAAAAAACUGAAUGAAAUGUCUUUACUUUUCCCAAACAAGUUUUGGGCACCUACAGUAAAUAAUUUAAAAUCAUGUAAGCAAAGUUGUUAAAGGGCAUUAAUCUUUUUACUGUGUCACAGCCAUUGGUGCCAAAUGCCCAAGGCUAAGAUUUAUUUGGUAAUCUGUAUUUAAUUUAUGAAAUUAUUGGUUUGUACAUAUAUAAAUAUUCCACAGAAUAAUUUCUCAUUACGUUUUUAUAAAAUUGUACAAAAACAUUCUCAAGA
Messenger RNA from Triplophysa dalaica, 7263 nucleotides. Its product is annotated as matrix-remodeling-associated protein 5. NCBI's taxonomy places the organism in Eukaryota, Metazoa, Chordata, Actinopteri, Cypriniformes, Nemacheilidae. Gene Ontology annotation, molecular function: protein binding. Bases 156 to 6962 code for a protein of 2268 amino acids. The transcript has 7 exons. The record is from RefSeq and is a predicted model, not a curated record.